This is a messenger RNA of Linderina pennispora, 759 nucleotides long. RefSeq names its product NAD(P)-binding protein. The transcript has a single exon. The record is from RefSeq and is a predicted model, not a curated record. Gene Ontology annotation, molecular function: oxidoreductase activity. Lineage: Eukaryota; Fungi; Kickxellomycota; Kickxellomycetes; Kickxellales; Kickxellaceae. The coding region runs from base 1 to 759 and encodes 252 amino acids.
AUGACCUCAAGCCAAGUCAUCAUUGUCACCGGCGUUUCGCGCGGAAUUGGCAAGGCAGUCGUCCUUCAUCUUCUGUCCAAGGAUAUAUCCGUUGUUGGCGUAGAACUCAACGAAGACGGUCUGCAGAAGCUCACCAGCGAGAUUGACCGGCUUUCAUUUUCUGCAAAGUUUGUUCCAGUGCUUGGCGAUGUCACCGACGAGGAAGUGCAGCAGCUUGCUGUCGACAAGGCCAUUGCAAGCGGCACGCUAGUCGCUUUGGUCAACAGUGCUGGCAUGGUACAGCCAACUGGAUCCAUUGUGAAUGUCUCGCUGACGGCUUUCGAAUCCCAACUGCGGCUCAACGUCGUAGCCCCGCUCGCAUUGAUUCAGAAGACGCUUCCUCACUUGCGCUCUGUCAAUGGACGCAUAAUUAAUAUCACGUCGAAUGCGUGUAUGCUUCCGGUCAUCAACCAUGCAACGUACGGUGCAACAAAGGCAGCACUCAACUACAUUACCUCUGUGCUAGCAGUUGAAGAGCCUGAUAUCACUACAGUUGCGCUCCACCCCGGCGUUGUCGAUACCCCUCUGUUUGCUGCUAUGCAAGACGAGUUUAAGGAGGUAGGGCCAAGCGCCAGGGAGUUUUCCGAUUUCCUUGACGCAAAGAAAAUCGGACCUGAAGUUCCAGGAAAGAUUAUUGGGAAUCUGGCUCUAUAUGCCGAGCACUCGCUGUCGGGCAAGUAUAUUUUGCACGGCAUUGAUGACCUUGCAAAGUACACGUAG